This is a messenger RNA of Bursaphelenchus okinawaensis, 1409 nucleotides long. The record is from the annotation of a GenBank genome assembly. NCBI's taxonomy places the organism in Eukaryota, Metazoa, Nematoda, Chromadorea, Rhabditida, Aphelenchoididae.
AUGCAAUGCCACAGCUGUAUGAGUCCGUAUUUGGAGGAUCAAUUCGUCUACAUAUCACACUUGUAUCGUCGCCCAAUGUCUUUUACAGAGAAAUGUGAUCGUACCAAUUUUGAUUAUCGCGAGGUAAAAAUGAAAAACUGCACUGACUUGUGCGUGACACUCAGGAUGAACGAUAAGGUUGGAGGUAGGGUAAUAUUUUAUGCUUUUUUUAUUUUUUGGCUUUUUUAGGAGUUUUCUUACGUAAUUUUUGUGUUUUUCUACAUUCUUUAUCAGUUUUUUGCUUUAACAUUACCUUAAAUGCAGAUAUUUAAAUAUUAAACAUUAAAAAGUUUUUAAAAAAUUUUAUCUAAUUCCGUAUUUUACAAAAAUUAAAUCAAAAAAAAAUUAUAAAAAAUCGCAAAAAAGGGCUUUGGAGGUAAGGGGGUUUGAACCCCUGACUUCUCACAUGCGAAGCGAGCGCUCUACCACUGAGCUAUACCCCCACGGCUGCUCCCCGCUCUCUUUUCGCUCUUGAAAAGAAGAGAGGAAGGAGCGCACAGUGCAGCGGGUGGAAAAGGGCCAAUUGAACAGGAAUUUCAGUUAUUUUUGUCGCUUUUUGAUAUUUUUAAGUAACAAAAAAGAUGACGUUUGUAUUUUUAUGAUAAAACAGUAUUUGGACAUUAAAUCAAAAUGUCGUUUUUUAAGUUUUGUCUGGGUAGUCACAUUAAAAAUGACAAAAAAUGACCAAAGAAACCAAACUUUUGGUUAUUUUUAUCUUUUUUUGAUAGUUAUAGGUAAAAAACUAAAUAAAAUUAAGUUUUUUAUGAUAAGGAAGUGUUUUAAAAUUAUUUUAAAAUAAUUUUUGUCUUGUUUCGUCUGUGUGGUAACAUUUAAAAUGGCAGAAAACACUAUAGUUUUAGGUCUUGUCUAUUAGGUUGUUCAAAUAAUUCUGAGCCACACUUAAAGGAAAUUUUCAGGAUUAUGGGGCUUCGAAUUAUUUGAACAGCCUAAAAUAAACGGUUUUUAAAAAAAUUUUUGAUUUCAAAUUUUAAAAAUUUUAAUUUUGAAAAUUUUAAAUUUUUUGAAUAUCUUAUACUACCCAACGCCCAAUUUCAGGCCGCCGCCGCUAUGGAUUCAUGCGAGGCUGUAUGUCCGACAUUAAGUACUACAACCGAAGCGUACUGUAUUAUGGUGACUCGGUACGACGGUCAAAUGACCGUGCUGUGAGUUGUCAAAUGGUCCGGCUUAAAGACUUGUUUGCUGCACCAGACUGGUACGGUUUUGAGCCAACGGAUCAUGUGGAGCUGUGUACUUGUCAUACGCCAUUAUGUAACUCGGCAUACAGUACCAAGUUCUCUCCUACGAUAUGUUUUGGGCUUCUAAUUGGUAUCUACUUGCUUGGCUGGCUAUUUCCGUCGAGGCGGAAGUAG